Molecule: messenger RNA, 830 nt
Organism: Schistocerca gregaria
Lineage: Eukaryota; Metazoa; Arthropoda; Insecta; Orthoptera; Acrididae
Product: trypsin-3-like
Exons: 2
Coding region: 5-763 (252 amino acids)
Biological process (GO): proteolysis
Molecular function (GO): serine-type endopeptidase activity
Source: RefSeq, a predicted model, not a curated record
AGAGAUGAAGUCAGCCAUUGCUUUGUUCCUGCUAGCUGCCGCCUGCAGUGCUGCGCCCUCCGUGAGGCAUCGACCUCUGGGACGCCGUCCCGGCGGGCGUAUAAUCUCUGGUGAUCUCGUGGACAUCUCGCAGCACCCGUAUAUGGUCUCGUUGCAGUACCUGAACGAACACGCCUGUGGCGGCUCCAUCAUAAGUUCCGCGUAUGUGCUGACUGCUGCACAUUGCAUCUAUGGCGUCGGCUGGAGUUAUUUCUCAGUUCGGGCAGGAAGCUCCACGCGCGAGAGCGGUGGGACCGUGUACGAGGCCUCUGGUGUUUUCUGGCACAGCGGCUUCAACCUCGCCACGGGAGAGUACGACAUCGGCUUCGUCGUGUUCUCCGACCCUAUCUCAUUUCAGGCGGUGAGCCUCGCAACGUCGGAACUCGAGGCUGGCAGUUCUGCGACCGUCACCGGUUGGGGCAGCGUGGCUUCUGGUGAGGACGCGUCCGACCAGCUGCGCGCUGUCACCGUGUCCAUCGUGGCACACUCCACGUGCAGAGAGAAGUUGGGGUCCGGCAUCACGGAGAACGUGGUGUGCGCAGGCGACGCCGACGGCAACAACGUGGCGUGCGACGGCGACGACGGCGGGCCGCUCGUCGUGGGUUCCACGCAGUACGGCGUCGUUUCCUGGGGCCGGGGCUGUGGUGUGCCCGGAUACCCAGGGGCCUACACCAACGUCGCCGCCCUCCACGACUGGAUCACUGCGGCAACGGGUGUUUUCUAAUUACUGAUCGACCUUCUUGUUAUUAUAAAACAACUAAACAAAAUAAAAAAAUUAUUUGUGUACCUUU